AUGUUGCGAUCAAAACUGGUAGUACAGAGUAAGACAAAUGUCAAUGUUGCCAAAGUUCUACGAAGAGAUCAUCCUGUUCUUCCUUCAAAAAUUCAUCGAAAACCAAUUCGAAGAAAAAUACUACCGCAAGAAGGAAAUUCAACUAAUGAUGAGACGAUAGUCAGUUCAGUUUCGUCUACGAACUCUACUGAUAGCAAUGAACAAGAAGUAUAUUACAUCAUUCGAGUACCACCUGUACUCACACAAUUUGAUAAUCGUUCGUCAGAAACUCCUUGUCUUGUUAAACUGAGUGAAAACUCAUCUGUACCUAAUAACGACAAUUUUUACCAUCGAUCAACAUCAACUUUGGUUAGUAUGAUACCAGCUUUGUCCGGCGAUGUUGGCUUAUCGGUAAACGAAAAGAAGAUCUCACGGAGAGAUGGUACAAACUAUGACAAGCCGGUUUCGAAAAAAAAUCAACCGACAUCAAUGAAAAAGAUUAAUCUAGAAAAUUUACAUGCAACCGAGAAAGAUAACCGCCGUCACUGGCGACUUUUCAGGAAAAUGUGUCCAUUCUGUUCCAAUUGCUGCUGUUUGGUUUCAUUUAUCGCUGUUUUAUUAUUACUUGUUGCUAUCGCAGCUUUACUAGUAUAUCUUUUAACAAAACAUGCGACAACAACAACUACCACCACUACCACUACCACCUCGGUAACCACAACGACAAGCACAACCUCUACCACUACGACCACAACAAGCACAAGUACAUCAACAAGUUCUACUUCAAGUACAUCAACAUCGACCUCCACAAGUACUACUACUACUGCAACUAUGACAACAACUACAACUCCUACGCCUCCAUGUGUACCGACAUCGGUGGGUUCUGCUAGUACACUUUACUCAACAUCAUCUGGCGCAAACACGGUUUACACAUGUUUUGCGUAUGAGUGGACAUCACCAACAACAGGACCAGUUAAACUAGCUUUUCAAUUGCGACAUGAUCCAGACUUAUGGUAUGUUGACGACGUAUCGGUCUAUGCCGGAGGAACUCAAAUGUUAACAAAUGGAGGAUUCGAAAAUGCUUUGCUUUCUCCUUGGGUUGUAUCGAAUCCAAAUGGUCCUUGCAGCGGGUCGGCAGGUCAUGUGAGUAGUUCAUCUUGUCGCAGUGGAUCGCAAUGUUUUUCUGAUGGAAGCAAUGGAUGCGCUGAUCAAGUUGCACAGCAAUUCACAGCUACCGCUGGACAAUUAUAUUUGGUCAGUUUCUGGUUGAAAUCAGGCAAUACUGGAUCGAACGCAAAUGACGUUAAUUGUGUGGAAAUGUUUUAUCGCGCUUGUGCUGCAAAGUCAAGUAAACCAAGCAUGCUAUUGAACUUCGACACGUUAAAACCAACAAUAAACCAAAUUUUCUGGGUUUGUCAAAUCAACGAUACUGAAAUGACACUUGAAGACGUCAUUGGAUCGAUAACACUAAGCGGAAAGCAAGCGCCAGAUGUAAUUAUAGACAAGCAAUUGGCUGGACUAGUGGUUGAUUAUUGGGAUCGAUUAUGA
Molecule: messenger RNA, 1524 nt
Organism: Adineta ricciae
Lineage: Eukaryota; Metazoa; Rotifera; Eurotatoria; Adinetida; Adinetidae
Source: the annotation of a GenBank genome assembly